AUGAAAGACGACGACGCUACUCCUCCCGCGUACGAUAGCGAGGAGCAUUUCAAGACCUAUGCCGUCUCUAGAUAUGAUCAGAUGUUGCUGGAAAACGACAAAGAGAUAGACUGGUGGUGGUCUCUGCUGGCAAAGAUCUUCUCGUGGCUAUUGUUGGCAGGUUACAUCGUGUUUCCUUCCACGUUCGCCUCGCUGAAGAGGUCGCAAGUUCUCGAAAGCAUGGGCAAGGUUGGGCAGACGGUGUCAUACUGGGUCAACGACUGUCUGAUUGCCCUUGCCUCUGUGCUUUCGGGCGUUGCAUCCAUCGGCCUGGCAUGGCUGUGGUUCAAGUGGCGUGCAAACUACGUCUGGGUGCAUCAACACAUCAUCAUGUAA
Molecule: messenger RNA, 375 nt
Organism: Colletotrichum scovillei
Lineage: Eukaryota; Fungi; Ascomycota; Sordariomycetes; Glomerellales; Glomerellaceae
Exons: 1
Coding region: 1-375 (124 amino acids)
Source: RefSeq, a predicted model, not a curated record